Molecule: messenger RNA, 5380 nt
Organism: Onthophagus taurus
Lineage: Eukaryota; Metazoa; Arthropoda; Insecta; Coleoptera; Scarabaeidae
Source: RefSeq, a predicted model, not a curated record
UUUCGAACCGAGCGUCGUUCAACAUCCUGAGAGCCGGAGCUUGCCUAAGAAGGAGCGAGCAGUUGCGCGAUCCCUUCACUUCGCGUGCUCUUGUGCGAACCCACGAUAUACUUUUCCCCCCGUCGAAAAUGCGAUACAAAAAUUUCACGUGAAAGUGACCAAAAAAUAUUCGGUUAAAGUAGAUAUUUAUUAAUAAUUUAGUGAAAAGGGUUCCUUUUAAAAAAAAGAACGAUGGCAACACCUGGAAUUCGGAACGAUAGUGACGAUAACUUUUCCGACGAUGAAAGUGUUCCACUUACACAGGAUAUCUACGGCGGAAGCCAAAGAACCGUUUCGGAAACGAAAGGAUGGGACGUCUUCAGGGAUCCCCCAAUCAAGGAAGAGUCCGGUUCUAUGGCCAACCAAAAAUGCUUAGAAAUUACGGUGAAAAUCACGAAAGUCAUAGCUUAUAUCGUUACCUUUGUGAUAGUGUUAGGAUCGGCCGUGGUGGCCAAGGGAACUUUAUUAUUUAUGACAUCGCAACUCAAACCAGAAAAGACGAUAUUAUAUUGUAACAAAGAAUUAGGACGAGAUAAGCAGUUUAUAGUCAAGCUACCAGAGGCGGAACGAGUGGUGUGGAUGUGGUGCCUGUUUUUCGCCUUCUGCAUACCACAACUGGGGGCACUCUUCAGGUCGACAAGGAUGUGUUUCUUCAAAUCUUGGAAGAAACCACUCUUCUCGCACUUUCUCAUCUUCUUCAUCGCGGAGUCCGCCCAUACCAUUGGUCUGGCGAUACUAGUCUUCCACAUACUACCAGAAAUGGACGUCGUUAAGGGAGCAAUGCUCACGAAUUGCGUCUGUUUCGUUCCGGCCGUUCUUGGUCUUCUUUCGAGAAAUAAUAAAGAGUCAACGCGUUUUAUUAAAGUUAUAGUGGAUCUCAUAGCAAUAGCGGCACAAGCAACUGGUUUUGUGGUGUGGCCGCUCAUAGAAAAUAAACCCGAUCUUUGGUUAUUACCAUUUUCGAUCUUUUUAAUUUCGAUCGGUUGGUGGGAAAAUUAUAUUUCACCACACUCGCCGAUUCCAUUCAUAAAAAAAUUGGGUAAAUUAAAAGACGAAUUUGACUCCACCAGAUAUUUCGCUUACGUUUUCUUGUCCAUCUGGAAAAUCUUAUUAUUUUUUGUAGCAAUAAUUUUUAUUAUCAUAAUCAAAGAAGGCGAAGUAGGGUUCUUAUUUUACGAAUUUUCUGGAGGUUUCGCCAGUCAUAAAAUUACAAUCACCGAAAUUAAGCCAUUCUUAGGUGGAACAUCUCUUCCAGAUAUUUCUGAUAUAAUCCCAACUGGUGAUGAUACAUUUAUCGAUUCCAACGAUAUGACCCCGAUUUUUGUACUCCUCAUUAACGUUUGCGGGUCUUAUUUCGCAUAUGUCUUCGGAAAAUUUGCCUGCAAAAUUAUGAUCCAAGGAUUUUCAUACGCGUUUCCGGUGAAUUUAACAAUUCCUGUAUCAAUAUCUCUCUUAAUAGCCGCUUGCGGUUUACGCAAUGGUGACCCAUGCUUCUUUUAUGACUCAAUGCCAUCUUACCUUUUCUUCGAGAGUCCCCCAGAAGAGUUCCUAAAUCGAUUCAUUUCGCACCAACACGCUUGGGCGUGGUUACUUUGGUUAUUAUCACAAACCUGGGUCACCUUACACAUUUGGACCCCGAAAUGCGAGCGUUUAGCAAGAACCGAAAAAUUAUUCGUUAUUCCCAUGUAUGAUUCAUUCCUCAUAGAUCAAAGUUUAGCGAUGAAUAGAAGAAGGGAUGACGAAGCCGACGUAAAACCUGAAGACUUGGACGAGCUACAAAAAGAGAAAGGAGACGAAUAUUACGAAACCAUCUCCAAUCACACCGACGGAUCGACACCUAAAACAAUUAAAAAUUCCGAUCAUAUAACAAGAAUUUAUGCUUGCACCACCAUGUGGCACGAAAACAAAGAGGAAAUGAUAGAAUUUUUAAAAUCAAUCUUGCGGAUGGACGAAGAUCAAUCGGCGAGAAGGGUGGCCCAAAAAUAUUUGAGAGUCGUAGAUCCGGAUUAUUACGAAUUUGAAACUCAAAUCUUUUUCGACGACGCCUUUGAAAUUUCAGAUGUAAACGAUGAUGAUACCCAAGUGAAUCGUUUCGUUAAGCUUUUAUGCGAUACAAUCGAUGAGGCUGCAUCGGAAGUACAUCAAACAAAUAUUAGAAUUAGACCUCCAAAGAAAAUACCCACACCUUACGGCGGCAGAUUAAUUUGGACCUUACCCGGAAAAACCAAAAUGAUCGCUCACUUAAAAGACAAAAUGAAAAUAAGACACAGAAAACGAUGGUCGCAAGUUAUGUACAUGUACUAUUUACUAGGUCAUAAAUUAAUGGAACUCCCAAUAUCAGUUGAUCGCAAAGCCGUAAUUGCAGAAAAUACUUAUUUGUUAACUUUAGACGGCGAUAUUGAUUUCCAACCAUCCGCAGUGACCCUAUUAAUUGAUUUGAUGAAAAAGAAUAAAAAUUUGGGUGCCGCUUGCGGGCGAAUUCACCCGGUUGGUUCAGGUCCGAUGGUUUGGUACCAAGAAUUCGAAUAUGCUAUUGGGCAUUGGCUUCAAAAAGCUACCGAACACAUGAUUGGAUGCGUACUUUGUAGCCCAGGUUGUUUCUCACUUUUUAGAGGAAAAGCUCUCAUGGACGAUAACGUAAUGAAAAAAUAUACCACUAAGGCCACCGAAGCUCGCCACUACGUCCAAUACGAUCAAGGAGAAGACCGUUGGUUAUGCACUUUAUUACUACAACGAGGAUAUCGAGUUGAAUAUUCAGCUGCUUCGGAUGCUUACACUCACGCCCCGGAAGGUUUUAACGAAUUUUUUAAUCAACGAAGACGAUGGGUGCCUUCAACUAUAGCUAAUAUCAUGGAUUUACUCAUGGAUUCAAAACGAACCAUCGAGAUCAACGAUAACAUUUCAAUGCCUUACAUUGGGUAUCAAAUCCUCCUUAUGGGGGGUACCAUCCUUGGACCCGGAACUAUAUUUCUUAUGUUGGUGGGAGCCUUCGUGGCAGCUUUCCAAAUCGAUAAUUGGACCAGCUUUUAUUACAACAUAAUCCCUAUUUUAUUCUUCAUGUUGGUUUGUUUCGUUUGCAAAUCAAAUCUUCAAUUAAUAUGCGCCCAGAUACUUUCAACAGCUUACGCAUUAAUUAUGAUGGCGGUUAUAGUUGGUACUGCCCUUCAAUUACGCGAGGAUGGAAUCGGAUCUCCAUCGGCCAUAUUUUUAAUCGCUAUGACGGGCUCGUUCUUUAUAGCAGCUUGUCUUCACCCGCAAGAAUUUAAAUGCAUCGUUCACGGAAUUAUUUAUCUUUUGUCGAUCCCUUCUAUGUACUUGCUUUUAAUUUUGUACUCAAUUAUCAAUCUUAACGUGGUAUCUUGGGGUACGCGCGAAGUUCCUGUGAAGAAAACGAAGAAGGAAUUAGAAGAAGAAAAGAAACAAGCUGAGGAGGCGAAGAAAAAAGCCAAACAAAAAUCGUUACUUGGUUUUCUUCAAGGGGGAGGAACUAGCGAUGAUGAUGCUGGGAGUAUUGAAAUAUCAUUAGCAGGUCUUUUUAAGUGUAUGUUGUGUACGCAUCAAGCUAAUGGGGAUGAAAAGGCUCAAUUGAUUCAUAUCGGGGAUUCUUUGGAGACGUUAAGUAAAAGAUUGGAUCAUAUUGAAAAAGUAUUAGAUCCCCAUCAUCACCAUCACCACACCUCAAGAAAACGAAGCAUGUCUGCAUCAUCCCAUGAUCACCACUUAGGUGCUGUACCAGAAGAAGGCGAGAAAGAUGAUAGCUCAAGUGAUAGUGACUCAGAAAGUACCGCAUCUGCACCGAGAAUUAAGCGCGAUGAAUUAGUGAAUCCUUAUUGGAUUGAGGACCCAGAUCUGAGAAAAGGAGAAGUGGAGUACUUGAGUUCUAAUGAAAUUCAAUUUUGGAAAGAUUUAUUAGAAAAGUAUUUGUAUCCUAUUGAUGAAGAUAAAGAUGAGAAGGCUCGUAUAGCAAACGAUCUAAAGGAGCUUAGAGACCAAUCCGUUUUUGCCUUCUUUAUGGUAAAUGCACUGUUUGUUUUGAUUGUAUUCUUGCUCACAUUGAAGAAGGAUAACCUACACAUAAAGUGGCCAUUUGGCGUUAGGACAAACAUAACUUAUGACGAUGUUACUCAAGAGGCGAAAAUAGCUCGGGAGUUGAUUGAACUGCGAAACAAGUCUGUUUUUGCAUUCUUCAUGUUCAAUGCUCUGUUUGUCUUGGUAGUGUUUCUGCUGCAGCUUAAUAAGGAUCAAAUCCAUGUUAAGUGGCCGCUUGGGAUACGUACAAAUGUUACGUAUAUAGAAGAAACAGCCGAGGUUCACAUAACGAAAUCUUACCUCCAAUUGGAACCGAUCGGUUUGGUGUUUGUGUUCUUCUUCGCCCUCAUUCUGGUCAUUCAGUUCACUGCCAUGUUGUUCCAUCGUUUCGGUACUUUAGCUCAUAUACUUGCCUCCACUGAAUUAAACUUCUUCAGUUGUACAAAGAAGAAAGAAGAUCUUUCUCCAAAUGCAUUAUUAGAUCGGCAAGCAGUGGAAAUCGUUAAACAGCUACAAAAACUUCAAGGAAUCGACGAUGGUGACUACGAAAAUGAUUCGGGGUCGGGUCCAGAUCGAAUAGGAAGAAGAAAAACUAUACACAAUUUAGAACGAGCCGCACAGCGUAAAAGACAAAUCGGAACUUUAGAUGUUGCGUUUAAAAAACGCUUUGCUAAACUUAAUGCAAACGGAGCUGAUGGAACUCCAAUUUUAAGUAGAAGAUUAACGAUGAGAAGAGAAACAAUGAAAGCAUUGGAGGUACGAAUUAACUCGGUGAUGGCAGAACGAAGAAAAUCUCACAUGCAAACAUUAGGAGCCAAAAACGAAUUUGGUAAUAAUAAUGCAAGAAAUCAUCGAAAUAGCGUAGCUAGUAGUAUUCCGGCAAAAGAGAUAUUCGAAAACGGACAAGUAAAUAAAGCAUUCGAAGAGGAUCAUUAUGGAAGUAGGACUUCUUUGCCAAUGCAAACUAGAAACACCGUCCAAUGGAAACAACAAACGAAUAGAUUAUAGGCAAAUUAAAUAAUUAAAAAAAAGAAGACAAAAAAAAACACUGCCAAACAGAAAAGAAUACUCACUCAAUUUUUUAAGUUCAUAAAUACUCUACAAACUAUUAAUACUCUUUCGUGAUCUACAAAUUUUCUUCUUUUAAAGAAAAAUAAGUUUUCAAUACGAUAAGACUAAAUAUGUUUAAGCUCAAAACUUUUAUUAUUAUUAUUAUUAAAGACGACUUUUUUGUACAUGUAUUUAAAACAAUUUGUGUAUUUAUGUAAACCUUUUUAUUGUAUGUGAUACACAAUAAAAAUUUGUAAAUAAA